This is a messenger RNA of Cuscuta epithymum, 851 nucleotides long. Lineage: Eukaryota; Viridiplantae; Streptophyta; Magnoliopsida; Solanales; Convolvulaceae. The record is from the annotation of a GenBank genome assembly.
UGGAUCUCAACACAGCCUGCACAAUGGAUCCCUUCCUGUUCCCCAAUAUCGAUUAGCUGGCGGACGAGACAACAGGCUGUGUCCUUCUUAUGCGCCUUACAAGGUGAUCACAUGAUAUUCAUGAAUGAGGCAAAUGUGGAAAAGAAAAUGUUCAUGACCCGAGAGGGCGUAUUCUGCUAUCUAGUCAUGAUACUCAGACUUACAAACUCUGGCGUGAUAUAUACCUGGAUGGUGGCCAAACUCUUGAAGUUUGCCAUUGGUCAAACUAUGGAAGCUUAUGUGGAUGACAUGAUCAUAAAAAGCAAACACUUUACAACCCAUGCUAAGUACCUUGAGGGCAUCUUCUAGAUCAUGAUCAAGUUCAACCUUCGGGUCAAUCUGAAGAAGUGCAUCUUUGCAGUCUAAGAGGGCAAGUGUCUAGGCUACAUGAUCUGCUAAAGCAGAGUCGAACCCAGAUAAGGUGAUUGCCAUCCCCGACAUGCAGCCCCUCAGAACAUCGAAGAGGUUCAACACAUCAUUGACAAGCUAGCCGCCCUUAAGUGAUCCCUCUAUAAAUCAGCCAAUUUAUAUUUAUAGUUAUAUUUGUGUCUGUGCAUGUGCAUGUGCAUGUGCAUGUGCAUGUGCCUCUACCUGUGCAUGUGCAUGUGCUUGCAUUCAUAUCCAUAUUCAUACCCAUAUCCAUAUUUAUAUCCAUAUCCAUAUUUAUAUCCAUAUCCAUAUCCAUAUUUAUAUUUCUAACCCUGUUUCUAACUCUAUUUCUAUUUCUGUUUCUGUUUCUGUUUCUGUUUCUGUUUCUGUUUCUGUUUCUGUUUCUGUUUCUGUUUCUGUUUCUGUUUCUGUUUCUGUUUCUG